AUGGAAGACGAUCACCAAGUUCCACUAAAGAAAGCUGACCCUGACCAUCAUCUCUUUGCUUUACCAGUUGAUGAAGAUGGAAAAGCCACAGAAUUCAGACCAUUCUCCAUGGCAUCACCACACAUGCGAGCUUUCCACCUCGCAUGGUUGUCGUUGUUCUCCUGCUUCUUCUCCACCUUCUCCAUCCCUCCACUCAUUGCCGUCAUCCGCGACGAUCUCCACCUCACCGAAACACAUACCUCACGCGCCGCCAUCGCCGCCUUCCUCGGCUCCAUCUUCUCCCGCAUUGCCAUGGGCCCCAUCUGCGAUGUCCUCGGCCCACGCGUCGCCUCCGCCUCCCUCUCCCUCCUCACCUCCCCCAUCAUCCUCGCCACCGGCCUCGUCUCCUCCCCAAACGCCUUCAUCGCCGUACGCUUCCUCGUCGGGUUCUCCCUCGCCAACUUCGUCGCCAACCAGUUCUGGAUGAGCUGCAUGUUCUCGGGAUGCGUCGUAGGCCUCGCCAACGGUGUCUCCGCCGGCUGGGCCAACAUGGGCUCCGGCGCCACCCAGCUCGUCAUGCCACUAAUCUACUCCUUCAUCAUCACAGCAUUCAACUUCCCAUCCUCAACUGCAUGGCGUCUCGCAUUCAUAGUCCCAGCCGUGUUGCAGGCCAGCACAGCGGUACUGGUCCUGACCUACGGGCAGGACCUACCUUCCGGGAGCUACAGACGCGCAUGUAGCUCCGAGAAGGCGUCAAAAAACAAAGACAGUUUUUUCGAGGUGUUGUUCAACGGGGUUAAAAACUACAGAGGUUGGAUCUUGGCCUUGAUAUACGGGUUUUGCUUCGGUGUGGAGUUGACAACUGACAACAUCAUUGCUCAGUACUUCUACGACCGGUUCGGCGUGAACAUUCAGGUGGCCGGAACCAUAGCUUCCAGCUUCGGACUGGCGAACUUCUUUUCGAGGCCAAGCGGGGGUUUGAUUUCCGACUUGUUGGGGAGGAGAUUCGGGAUGAGAGGGAGGCUGUGGGGGUUGUGGGCGACGCAGACGGUGGCGGGUUUGCUGUGCUUGCUGCUCGGACGAGUGGACUCGCUCUGGGGCUCCAUACUUGUCAUGUGCGUCUUCUCUGUGUUUGUUCAGGCUGCGGCAGGACUCACGUUUGGUGUCGUUCCAUUUGUUUCCAAAAGGUCACUAGGAGUGAUUUCAGGUAUAACAGGCAGUGGAGGAACCAUGGGGGCUGUGAUAACCCAGCUCUUACUGUUUUCAGGCUCUACAUACUCAAAGCAGACAGGCAUUUCUCUAAUGGGAAUCAUGAUGAUCGUCUGUACUCUCCCACUCACACUCAUCUACUUCCCUCAAUGGGGUGGAAUGCUAUGCGGCCCUUCCUAUAAGCGCGAUCUCGAUCCAGAAGCAGACCAUUAUCGCUUGCUCGAAUAGAUCGAAUCACAGAGUUAAGCCUCAGAGUUCCAUGAAGCAAGCUAGUAG
Messenger RNA from Fragaria vesca subsp. vesca, 1464 nucleotides. Its product is annotated as high affinity nitrate transporter 2.7-like. Gene Ontology annotation, molecular function: nitrate transmembrane transporter activity. The transcript is spliced from 2 exons. The record is from RefSeq and is a predicted model, not a curated record. NCBI's taxonomy places the organism in Eukaryota, Viridiplantae, Streptophyta, Magnoliopsida, Rosales, Rosaceae. Bases 1 to 1416 code for a protein of 471 amino acids. Gene Ontology annotation, biological process: transmembrane transport. Gene Ontology annotation, cellular component: membrane.